AUGUCAUCCAGCAAAACGAGUCGCACUGUUGCGGUUGGUAUUCUUGAUUUUUUGACAAAGUCCAUUGCCAAUGGCACAGUUUCUUCAGAAGAUGCUGAUUCAGUUCAAGUGGCUUUAGAAUGCGUUUCCGAGGUAUUUAACGUCAGCCUCGACGAUAAGAAAGAACUUCUCGGAGAUGAGUCGUUAACUUCGAUUGUUGAAAAGUUUCAAUCAGGUGUUUCAGCUACUACUAGCACAAAUAAAGGUCCUGGAGGUGUCAGUGUGGCGGCGGCAGCUUCUUCUAAGGAUGGAACACCUAUCUCAGUUUCGGUGUCCAGUUCGUCUCCAUCCACACCUUCUGAAGAGGACUUGAAAGAAGCUCAAAAGUUGAAGGUUGAAGGUAACCGAUUCAUGGCUCAACAGAAAUUCGAGGAAGCAGUCGAGGCUUAUACUAAAGCAAUUGCCAAAGAACCUCGUAAUGCGGUAUAUUUUUCAAACAGAUCAGCUGCUUACAGCUCACUGAGGAAAUCUACCGAGGCUGCAGAUGAUGCUAGAAAGGCUCUUGAGAUUGAUCCCACCUAUUCCAAGGCAUAUUCUAGACUUGGUCUGGCUUUAUAUAGUCUAGGCGAUGCUCAAGGUGCUAUGGAAGCAUAUGCUAACGGUAUCAAGAGCGAGGGUGAUUCUCCUAGUGAUGGUAUGAAGAAGGGUUAUGAGACUGCUAAAAAGAGAGUUGAGGAAGAGCUUGAAGCUUCAGUUCCUGGCGGAUCUUCAGACUCCACGUCAAAUUCAAGAUCGGUUGAUGCCUCAUCAGCUGCCACAGCCUCUGCUGGUGGAGCCAGUGCCAGUGCUGGUGCCGGUGGUCUGCCUGAUCUUUCGGCUCUUGGCAAUAUGUUUGGCGGUGGCGGCGGUAUGCCCAAUCUCAGUCAGCUUAUGAGUGAUCCUACUAUCAGCCAAAUGGCACAAAACCUCAUGUCGAACCCAUCUGCUCUUGCUGGACUCAUGAAUAACCCCUCUCUUCAAAGAAUGCGUGAAAGAGCUCAGAGCGGUCAAAUGCCAAACCUGAGUGAGCUCAUGUCUGAUCCUUCUUUGCAAGAUAUGGCCCGUAAUUUUAUGGGUGGAGCUGGCUCGGGUGGCAACGCUGGCUCUGAAUAG
Messenger RNA from Sugiyamaella lignohabitans, 1131 nucleotides. RefSeq names its product Sgt2p (gene SGT2). Gene Ontology annotation, molecular function: protein binding; molecular adaptor activity. The record is from RefSeq and is a predicted model, not a curated record. Gene Ontology annotation, cellular component: membrane; TRC complex. Lineage: Eukaryota; Fungi; Ascomycota; Dipodascomycetes; Dipodascales; Trichomonascaceae. Gene Ontology annotation, biological process: post-translational protein targeting to endoplasmic reticulum membrane. The transcript has a single exon. Bases 1 to 1131 code for a protein of 376 amino acids.